AAAAAGAAGAACGAGUUGCUGACUGUCAUCCGGGAGAAGAAUUCCACGCAUCCGGUUGUCAAAAACUUCUCUUACAAGAACUUCCAGCAGAGUGUGUUCCAGUUCCUGAAGAGCUACGUGGAUGAUUCGGAGCCGCUGCUGCUAACGGUAAUGAGAAAGACUUUGAGCUCAGAACAUGCCAGAAAACCAAAAUACUCAUCGGCGACUCCUGAGUCUGCAAAUGGGCCACAGGACCAGGCAGCAGCUCCGGAGCCCUCGGGAGGGGCAGAGGGCCCAGCAGGAGCUCCAGAGCCUGCGGAGACAGCAGAAGACCUGGAGGGAGCUCCCAACCCUGCAGAAAGGGCAGAGGACCCCGCAGCAGCCCCCGAGCCGACGGAAGGAGCUAGCGACUCCACAGCAGCCCCCGAGCCGACGGAAGGAGCUUCUGACCCAGCAGCGACCCCUGAGCAUAUAGCAGCCGCGGUUAACGUCUCGGAAGGUGCUUCAGAGCCUAUGGAAAUAGCUAAAGAACCACCAGCAGCAGCUCCAGAACUUCCAGGAGUGUCCUGCAGGGACUCGAAAAGGCAGCCCUCUGGAGCCGUAACCGCGUAUGGGAUUUCUGUUCUGAGAGAAGCUUUCAAGAUCCUGUCGGACUCCCGGGAUUCUGAUGCGCUCUUCACCAAACUGGACGAAACAGACUUUUCUUUCCCCAAGCAACUGUCUCCUUCUGUAUCCCACAGAACCAAGAGACGGAAAGAAGAGGAGAACCAAGAUUCUGAGAUCUCAGACCCUCCUGAAAUAUCCCAUAAGGGCAAACGCUUGUUGACCAUAAGCAAACUGGUCAUGGAGCGAGACAGCCAGUACAGCGAGUCGAGUGAGAGCCCAGACUCUUCCCAGGAGCCAGUUGUAUCUUCUGCUUCCAGACCUGUUCAGAAAUUGCAUGACCAGCCUGUAUCUACUAAGAGUGCCAAGUCCUUCCAAGGAAGGUGGAACAGCUCGUAUGGCAAAGAAGAAAAAGACAGCUGGAGCGACGAGGAUGAGCUCUUCUCGGACACGGCAUCAUUUGGGACAAACAGCCACAACACCACGGUCUUCGGCUCCAAGAAGCAGAAAUGGACGAUGCAAGAGAGCGAGUGGAUCAAAGAUGGCGUGAAGAAGUUCGGAGAAGGGAGGUGGAAGGCCAUUUGCCAGAAAUACCCCUUCCAGAACCGCACAGCAGUGAUGAUCAAGGAUCGCUGGCGGACCAUGAAAAAGCUGGGGAUCCUCUAA
Leptosomus discolor (cuckoo roller) is the source of this 1248-nucleotide messenger RNA. NCBI's taxonomy places the organism in Eukaryota, Metazoa, Chordata, Aves, Leptosomiformes, Leptosomidae. The record is from RefSeq and is a predicted model, not a curated record.